Cavia porcellus (domestic guinea pig) is the source of this 1458-nucleotide messenger RNA. RefSeq names its product NK1 homeobox 2 (gene Nkx1-2). Bases 535 to 1458 code for a protein of 307 amino acids. Gene Ontology annotation, molecular function: RNA polymerase II cis-regulatory region sequence-specific DNA binding; DNA-binding transcription factor activity, RNA polymerase II-specific. Gene Ontology annotation, biological process: regulation of transcription by RNA polymerase II; cell differentiation. The transcript is spliced from 2 exons. NCBI's taxonomy places the organism in Eukaryota, Metazoa, Chordata, Mammalia, Rodentia, Caviidae. Gene Ontology annotation, cellular component: nucleus. The record is from RefSeq and is a predicted model, not a curated record.
UUAAGUCCUAGGUAAGUGGAUCUGCGCAAUUCCUGUUCUUCACCGGCGAGGCAGGAGAUGUGCUGCGCAUUUCUUUGAAGCGACUUAUCCUAGCUUCCACAAACGCAAUCGGAGAUAGUGAGUGGGGAUCCGCAGAAUGGAAGACUUCCAUGCACGCUUCCCUAGUUUCCAAGGGUUGGGCGGGGGCUGGAGGAGCCAGCUGCACUGUUCCCGCGGUCCGGGCGCGCGCAUUAGAGUGUGGAUGUUCCCCUAGCCUAGACCAGCGGCUCCGCGCCGCGCCGUGCCGGAUAGUCCUGAAGAUGCUGCGAGCGCGCCCUGCACGUGGCGGGGGCCAGGGCCCUGUAAAGUGCCAAUCGGAGUGCAGCCCCCCGCGGCACUCUGCACGCCCCGCCUCUCCGACCCCUCCCCACAUUCACUUGGCAGCUGGAACCAGUUGGUGGAUAGAAACCUGCGGCCGAGGCUCAGCAGAAGAAGAGUCUGAGUGCCGCCAUCGCGGACACCUUGCCGCCGGCCUCCGGUGCGCGGGCGGCGGGCAUGUUGGCAUGGCAGUCCGGCGGGGCCAAGGCGGCUCCCUCCCACCACAAGAUAUCCUUCUCGGUCCUGGACAUUCUGGAUCCACAAAAAUUCACCCGCGCUACACUCCCGGCCGUGCGCUUUUCUCCCCGGGAAGCCAAGAAAAGUUUGGCGGAGGUCGAAGCAGGGAAGGAAGCCAACCCUGGAGAGCCGGUCCAACAGCAGGAGACCCCUGAUGCUGCGGGCCCAGACGCCGGUGUGGCGUCCCCCCUGGAGAGUUCCGAGGCCGAAGAGGAUGAAGAGGACGCCGAGGAGGCGGGGCAGGCGCGGCAGCGGGAGCGGGCAGCGCACCUGCAGACAGGUCCGGGGCGCUCCCCCGAGGCGCGGGUGGCCCCACUGGGGGCUGCCGAGUGCAGCGCGGACGGCGAGGGCGGCCUCGCGGGCUCCCCCGAAUGCCCCGGCUCCCCGCGGCCCAGGCGCCGGCGCGCGGAGCCCAGCAGCUCCAAGCCUCGCCGCGCGCGCACCGCCUUCACCUACGAGCAGCUGGUGGCCUUGGAGAACAAGUUCCGGGCCACCCGCUACCUAUCGGUGUGCGAGCGCCUGAACCUAGCGCUGUCGCUCAGCCUCACCGAGACGCAGGUUAAAAUCUGGUUUCAGAACCGCAGGACCAAGUGGAAGAAGCAGAACCCGGGAGCCGACGGUGCGGCGCAGCCCGGGACACCCGGCGCGGCGGCGGGCACCUGCGGCGGGGGCACGGGGGGCAGCCCCGGCCCACCGGGCCCGGGAGCACUGCCCUUCCAGACUUUCCCCGCCUACUCCGCGGCCAACGUCCUCUUCCCGGCCGCCGCGUCCUUCUCGCUAACGGCCGCCGCCGCCGCCGGGAGCCCCUUCGCGCCCUUCCUCGGGCCCGCCUACUUGACCCCCUUUUAUACCCCGCAUCUAUGA